Paraglomus brasilianum is the source of this 717-nucleotide messenger RNA. Lineage: Eukaryota; Fungi; Glomeromycota; Glomeromycetes; Paraglomerales; Paraglomeraceae. The record is from the annotation of a GenBank genome assembly.
AUGCGUACUUCUUUCUUCAACUUACUCGUUUUACUGAAUAAAAUUCCACCAGUAUCCCAAGAAGCGACUCUGCGUAGAGUACAGCCUUCUGUUACAGUUCUCGUUGAUGGGCUAACUUCGCAGAUAGCAUUAUUCCGGAAUACCCUUCAACAUUAUUACGCUUGUCCAUUUCAGAUAAUUUUCAAUCCAUCCAACAGCAUUCGCCAAAACAAGUUUGUGUGGAUAGUUUCGCCAAUAAUAACUAUUACAAUUGCUAGUCUUUUGAUAGCAAUAAUUCUCGCCAUCCGAUUGUUACGUCUUCAAAGCCAACUCAAAGACGACGAGCAAUUUGAAUACUGGAAAUACUCUGGAUCCAAUGCGAUUUCUACUUUCAGUGAUGCGACCGAAUCAGUCGGCAAUGAAAUAGCUAAAGAAAAUGAAAAGGGCGUCCAUAAAUUCGAGGAGGAUGUGUGGGUUCACGAAGAAGAUGGCAAUUGUUUGCGUUCAGUCAUUAGCGAUGGGUAUGCAAACAACGUAACUGGGUUAUUUGAUGAUGCAGUACGUGUUUCCGACAAUAUUUCGCUCGACUGCAUCAAGGUAGAGUUACACGACGAGAUGGAUCCAGUGGCAAACGCCUACGGUGAUUUAUGUAAGAAUGUAGUUGUUCCAAUAGUAAAAGUGAGAAAGACCAAAAGUUUUUCUCAAGAAAAGGUAUACGUUUGGCAUCAAGGAAUGUAA